Molecule: messenger RNA, 2793 nt
Organism: Melanotaenia boesemani (Boeseman's rainbowfish)
Lineage: Eukaryota; Metazoa; Chordata; Actinopteri; Atheriniformes; Melanotaeniidae
Gene: rspo2
Product: R-spondin 2
Exons: 6
Coding region: 1054-1860 (268 amino acids)
Source: RefSeq, a predicted model, not a curated record
CCAACAUCUUAAAUAAGAGGAAACAGAAAAUUAGAAAUCUCCGCACGUGACAGCGUCACUCCGCUAUAUGAGGAAAAAGGCAGCAAGCAUCAGGACCAGUCGGGAGUCAGUCCGUCAGUCAUCAACUAAACCUCAGCAGCGCGCGCGUUCAAGCUCACUCACCGGCUCUCGUUUUUUUUUUUUUUUUUUUUUUUUCGCGUUAAACCAAGAAACACAUGAGUUUGUUCUGCGCUACAGGAGGAGAAAGGGACACGCGUGAGAGGGUGGAAACGCAGGUAAAGUGAGCUUUUAACGGACCUGGAAGGAAAAGGGAACCCCCACCCCCCCUCAAUUCCCUCCCCUUAACCCCUCCACCGUUUUUUCCUCCUCCUCGGACUUCUGCUCUCCUCUGAAGACGCAAGUUUCUCCCACAGAGAGGGAUGCUCCAUGUUCCUGAGCCGCACUUGCACCCAGAGGGAACCUAAAAGUGGACUGGAGCGGAAUUUACACAGAUUCUUUCUGAGAGGUGAAUACAACAUCACGUUAUUUCGUGGAACGGUUUUUUCUUUUCUUUUCUUUUUCUGGGCUACUGUUACGCACCGUUUGCGCGCAUUUUGUUUCUUUUUUUUCUCGUUAACGGAGUGCUUUGGAACAACACGCACCGCAUUUGCGUCCAAGCACAUUAACACACAGAACAGCUCCCUUCUUUCAUCUCCACGAUCAUAGGAAGGUGUUGAUCUCGUUACUCUCUUAUCAACUCCUUUGUUAUUCUCCCAGCAGGACACCAAAACGGACACUUUUUCUCUUUUUUUCUUCUUUUCUUUUCUUUUCUUUUCUUUACUGACCAGAAGGAUCAGGGCAGCUCCAUAAAAUGAUUCCAGCCGGCGACAUGAUGCCGUGUCGCAUCUCGUCUGAUGUUUGACACAUUUGAGGAUCAACUAAAGAAGCUGGAGGAGGACAUUGGAAAGUCAGAGAAUUCAUCCAAACGCCCAGUUGGUGCGUCCCCCCCACCCUAUUUUUUAUAUUUUUUAAAAUAAUUUAAAUCGGGAGUCCGAACAACAGAUCGCCGUCCAGAUGCAGUUUCGACUCUUCUCAUUUGCCCUCAUCGUAUUGAACUGUAUGGAGUACAGCAACUGUCAGGCGCCGUCGCAUCGCUGGAGGAGAAACAAGCGAGAUGGCGUGGAAGGAGACUGGAUGUCACGGUCUGAUCAAUCUUUACAGACAGAAAAAGAAAUAUCUGCAGCUAGCUAUGGACCUUACCCCAUCUGUAAAGGCUGCUCGGUGUGCUCCAGGGAUAACGGCUGUGUAAACUGCCAACCCAAACUCUUCCUGUUUCUACGGCGGGAGAGGAUGAGGCAGUAUGGAGAAUGUCUUCACGACUGUCCAGCCGGAUACUACGGCAUGCGCAGCCCAGAAGUCAACAUGUGCUCCAGGUGCAGGAUAGAUAACUGCGAGUCCUGCUUCAGCAAAGACUUCUGCACCAAGUGCAAAUCAGGUUUCUACCUACACAAAGGGCGCUGCUUUGACAAGUGCCCUGAGGGCUUUGCCCCACUGGAAGACACCAUGGAGUGUGGAGAGGGGUGUGAGGUGGGUCAGUGGAGCGAGUGGGGAGCCUGCACCAGGAGAAACAAAACCUGUGGCUAUAAGUGGGGUCUGGAGACCCGGACGAGGCACAUUGUAAAGAAACCACCCAAGGACACAAUACCCUGUCCCACCAUUGCUGAAUCCAGGAUGUGCAGAAUGGCUAUGAGACACUGCAGAAGAGGGGGUUCAGGGAAGCACCGAUCCAAAGAGCCAAAGAAGAAGAACAAGCAGAGGCUGCGCUUUCGGGCCCAGAACCAGCACAGUGACCACUUGGCCUCUGCGCGAACCAGCCAGUGAGGACAGAAACUACCCAGUGAACAAAACAACCAACACGAAGCUGCUAGCCGCUGCUGCACCCAUAUUCUGACUGACGACUACCAUAACCCCCCCCCACCGCCCUCCCAGCCCUCUCCCCCUGACUUCCACUCUGCCCCCCAAGACACAGCCACGCCUCACAAAUCCGUCACUCCAGAAAUAUGUGCCGUAUAAUGUGUGAUAUCAGUACCAUAAACUCUUGCUCUGCCUCCCGCUGCUUCUCCCUCUGCUGCAGUGACCAGCCAGGUGGCUCUGCUCCCACCCUGCCUACCCCACCCCUUUCCUUGUGGACCUUUCCAGCUGAUAUAAUUGAACUAAUUUCCCAUCAUUAACCAGGUCAUUAACCGUCCAAGGUAAGAGAAGACGGAGGGGAAACCAGAGGUAACGUGGAGGUGGGAAAGCCAGUUGUUAGAGGGCUGUGGAAAGGUGAGGAAGUGAGCUAAACUGCUCUGGGAAGGUAUGAGAAAUGUGCUCUGGGAUAAAGAAACAGAGGAGGCUCAGUUGAAGCAGAUGAUGCUGAUGGACAAGAAAAUGGCAUCUUGAACUAAGAGAGACUGUUCGUUUGUUCCUAUAUUUAUGUCAAAGCUACCCUCACCUUCCCUCUGAACGAAGACGGAGUGUCCCCAUGUGUGGCCUUUAUGUUAUGUACAUUUUUGAGAGUAAUAUUAAAGAAAUUACCAUGCAUAGUUGCAAAGUAUUUUAUUCUCAGCACAAACUGUUUACGUUCAGACCGCUUAAUGCUGUAACUGUAUAGUGUCAAAUUAUUAAAAAAAAGAAUAAAUUUAGUUGUUUGACUAGCAUGGCAACAGACUUGUGUAUAUAGUUGAUCUAAUUAUAAAAGCUUAUUACUGUAUUUUAAGUAUUGACUCGUUUACCGUUCUAAAUGUUUUAGAAACUAAAAAAAAAAAAAAGGUU